AUGACGACAUCAGAAAGACGACUCGUCGGCUUCUCCGAAGCAAUGGAUUGGCGUUUCAUGAACUUAGUCGAUCUCAGCCCUUUGAUGGUGUGCUCUUUGUGCCACGUUGUUCCGGAAGUGACGUAUGUUCUAGAAUGUUCUCACGUGCUCUGUGAACUGUGCUACCAGAAUGUUCUUCAGGCUAAACAACAAUGCCCUUUAGACGGUGAAGACUUCCGAGAAAGUGGUACAGGCAAGUUAAUGCUGACACCGGUGCAAAUAGGGAAACAAAAGGCGCAGUGUUGCAACUUCAAAGACGGAUGUGAUUUCGUUGGAACUACCGAACAAGUGAAGCAGCACUUUUUCAAGGAGUGUGCAUUUCAUGCGGUCACCUGCACUCGAUGCCAAGUGAAGGUGCUCAGAAACGAGAUCGUUGAUCACUACAUCCAGCAAUGCAGGUCACGCCAACCUCCAAUUGUGUGCUCAGCGGCAGAUGUCAUGGACGCUGCAUUGGAGAUGGGAAAGAAGAUCGACGUUUCACUGGGGGCCAUGACGCUCCGACUGUCUGCAAUUGAGAAACAACUCCAGAGUCACGCCGAAGGAAGAAAGAAAGCCUUGGACAGUGAAGUAUCAAACGUUGACAGAACGAAGACGACCGUGGAAAAACAAGAAUGUCUAACAAAUCACGACAGCUUCGAAACUGUAAACGAGAGGAUGCGUGUCAUGAUGGAGCAAAUCGAAGAACUGACGAACUGGGUACGUGUCAUAAACAAUGAGUUGUCAGAUGACACUUAA
Messenger RNA from Ornithodoros turicata, 774 nucleotides. Its product is annotated as TNF receptor-associated factor 5-like. NCBI's taxonomy places the organism in Eukaryota, Metazoa, Arthropoda, Arachnida, Ixodida, Argasidae. Gene Ontology annotation, molecular function: metal ion binding. The transcript has a single exon. The coding region runs from base 1 to 774 and encodes 257 amino acids. The record is from RefSeq and is a predicted model, not a curated record.